This is a messenger RNA of Striga asiatica, 1605 nucleotides long. Lineage: Eukaryota; Viridiplantae; Streptophyta; Magnoliopsida; Lamiales; Orobanchaceae. The record is from the annotation of a GenBank genome assembly.
AUGGGUUUUGUUAAAAUUAUCCCAACCAUCCCAAGCUUUCAGCCAUGGCUCGUGGGCUUCUCACUUAUGCUCAUGUUUUUGGUGCUUUGGUCGCAGCUUUCUGACAUUGGCAUUUUAUCGAACACCAAGCGCGCACAUCUAAUCCCAGCCACAACCACAAGGACCCUCGCCGCCGCCGCCGGCGGCGGCGGCCCGCCGGCGCUGGCGUACUGGAUCAUGGGCGGCGGUGGAGAUGGCCGGAGAAUGAUGAGGCUUCUUAAAGCUAUCUACCACCCGAGGAACCGUUACCUCCUUCAGUUGGACUCGUCCGCCAUGGAAAGCGAAAGAGUGGAGCUCGCAAUUUGGGCGGAGGGGUUGGGAAGGGUAUUUUCGGAAUUUGGAAAUAUUGACGUGGUGGGGGAAAGUUAUGGUGUGAACCGGAUGGGGGCGUCGGGAUUGGGUGCGGUGCUCCACGCGGCAGCGCUGCUGCUGAGGAUCGACGGUGGGGAUUGGGAUUGGUUUGUGCCGUUGACCGCCUCGGAUUAUCCAUUAUUGACCCAAGAUGAUAUCCUAUAUGCUUUUUCAUCCCUGCCUAAAGAUACCAAUUUUAUGGCAUACACAAAUGACACUGCCUGGAAAAAGCGGCAAAAUGUUAGCCGGGUUGCUGUUGAUCCGAACCUCUAUCAUAAGGAAAAUCGACCCGUUUUCUACGCUGCAGAAACUAGAGAAGAGCCUAAUGCAUUUUGGAUUUUUGGAGGUUUGUAUACACUUCUAAAUCAUAAUAGCGUUCGAUCAGAAUAUACGAUAAGCGAGAAAGGUUCGCCGUGGAUGAUACUGAGCCGAAACUUCGUCGAGCAUUGUGUGAAGGGAUGGGACAAUUUUCCUCGAAAAUUGCUAAUGUACUCAAGCAAUGUGGCAUUUCCACUAGAAUCCUACUUCCAAACGGUACUUUGCAACACGCCCGAGUUCCAUAACACGACAAUUGUGAACGACGAUUUGAGAUAUAUCGUCAAUCGAAACGAAACCCUUAACAUAACAACAAUAAAGAUUUCCAAUCGUGACUCCAAAACUACAAGACGAACGAUUUUUGUUGGGCCGUUCGAAGAAAACGACCCAAAGCUACAAGCAAUCGACGAGCAACUCCUUAAGCUCGAUAAAAAUGGGAUCGUGCGAGGAAAAUGGUGCGAGAAAAGGAGAAUAAUGAACGAGACCGAGCCAAGAUUGAUGAAUAGUACUAUUGCAAGUGAAAACUUGUGCUCGUCGUCUAAGGGAGAUGUUGAUAGUUUGGAGUCGGGGGUUUUGGGGACUUUGCUUCGUACGUAUUUGUCAAGUGUAGUUAAAGAGAAUGAAUUGGCGAGCGGUUUGUGCCGAAGCCAUGUUAUUCGAAACGAAAGAAAGAAGUAAUGGGUGAGAUUGUUGCCUGGUUAGGUUUAGUUUGUGAAGAGUGUAUAUGCAAAAACUUGUGCAAAAAGAGAGUGAAUUGUUUGAACUCUGAUUAUAAACAAGCUACUUGAUUUCCAAAUAGUGAACUAAAGUGAAUUUCCCUCACUUGAUGAACAAAAUUUAAAGUGUUGUCACUUGUCACUCACUUUAGUUUGAUGACUCAAAUAUAGUUAGGUGUUCUUG